AUGGGGCCCUCGACGCUGGAUCUAUUCAUCCUGACCUUCAAUUGUGCAAAGACGCUUAUCAACGUCCCCGUCUUUGCCUCCCAUCUCCAGGAUGCCCUGACCCGCAACGCGACGGGGCUGCCGGACCUGGUGGCCUUCUCCCUGCAGGAGUUUGCGCCCCUGUCCUACUCCUUCAUCGGAGGCUACUUCCUCUCGCCCUACCUCGCCCGCUUCGAAGAGGCAUUGAACAUCGCUGCCGCGCAGGUCGCCGCGGCGACAACGACGAGUAAACGGCCUUCCUCCGCCGGAGGAGAAGGGGAGGCCGAGUCCGACUCCCUGCUCUCCACCAACGGGCCCCAGAGCCAGGGCCAGAGCCAGGGCCAGAGCAACGGCGGCCGCGCGAAGCCCUACCACCUGAUCCGCUCGCACAACGCCGGCAUGACGGCCGUCAUGGUCUUUGCGCGCGACCCGGAGGCGGUGCGCCGGCUGCAGGUGGCCGAGGUGGGGUUCGGCGCGGCCGACAUGGGCAACAAGGGCGCCGUGGGCGUGAGGGUCGCGUACGCGGCCGGGGACGACGACGGCAGCACGGCCGAGGUGACGUUUGUGGCGACGCACUUUGCCGCCAUGGAGUGGAACCUGCGCCGGCGCAACAAGAACUGGCGCAGCAUCGUGUCGGACCUCGUCUUUGAGAACCCCAAGGAGGUCAUCGAGGGGCUCGAGGGCCUCGGGUCGGGCCCCAAGGGCCGGCUGCUCGACAGCGCCGCCAGCCAGGGCAUAACCCCCGAGGAGGAGGAGCAAGAGAUGUUGCUGUCGGCGGAGCAGGAGGCCGCCCUGUUGCAGCACAACGACCGGCUGCGCGGCAUUUCCGUCUUCCGCCCGGGGUCGCACCUCUUUGUGGCGGGCGACCUCAACUACCGCAUCGGCGCCAAGACCCCACCGCCCCUGGCCGCGUUCCCGAGCCUCGACGCGUCCUCGCCGGACUACUGGCCGGCGUUCCUCGGCCGCGACCAGCUGACGCAGGAGCGCGAGGCCGGGCGCACGCUGCACGGCCUGUCCGAGGCGCCCAUCACGUUCCCGCCGACGUACAAGCUCGACGUCCAGAGCGGAGCCGAGGGCGCCGUCAACGAGGCCGAGGUCCGGCGGGCGGGUGCCGGUGCCGGUGCCGGUGCCGCCGAGGUAGUCCCCUUCACGUACGCGCCGCACCGGUGGCCCUCGUGGUGCGACCGCGUGCUGUACCUCGAGACGCCGCGGUCCGAGGCCGCCAAGGUCGAGGUCCUGGCGUACGAGCCGCUGCCCGUGGUCCGGACGAGCGACCACCAGGCCGUGUACCUGCGGGCGCGGGUGCCCGUUCUCCUCUCGUCUCAGCCGGCGGCGACGUCAUCAGCAGAGGCCGAGGCCGAGGACGAGGACGACCCGCGCGUGCGCCUGCCCGUGCCCAUCGACGUGGACGCGUACGGGCGGCGCGCGGCGGCGCGGCGGCGCGAGGUGCUGGUCGGCUGGAGCAUGUUCCUCUGGAGCACGCGCGAGGGCGCCGUGGUGAUCGCGACGCUGAUGCUCGUCGGCGUCGGGGGCUGGUGGGCCUGGCAGGGCGUUUGA
Molecule: messenger RNA, 1575 nt
Organism: Thyridium curvatum
Lineage: Eukaryota; Fungi; Ascomycota; Sordariomycetes; Thyridiales; Thyridiaceae
Exons: 2
Coding region: 1-1575 (524 amino acids)
Biological process (GO): phosphatidylinositol dephosphorylation
Molecular function (GO): phosphatidylinositol-4,5-bisphosphate 5-phosphatase activity
Source: RefSeq, a predicted model, not a curated record